Messenger RNA from Anoplopoma fimbria (sablefish), 2549 nucleotides. RefSeq names its product coiled-coil domain-containing protein 127-like. Lineage: Eukaryota; Metazoa; Chordata; Actinopteri; Perciformes; Anoplopomatidae. The record is from RefSeq and is a predicted model, not a curated record. Bases 62 to 883 code for a protein of 273 amino acids. The transcript is spliced from 4 exons.
CAGGCAGGGUGUGCAGGAACAAAUGUAUAAGUGACCUAGACUUUUCGUUCAAGCAGUCUCCAUGAACAACUUGAAUGACCCCCCCAGAUGGAACAUCCAACCAGACCCCAGAGGAAGGGGGGCGGGGGGCGGUGAUGGCAACCAAUGGAACUACGCCCUGCUGGUCCCAAUGCUGGGACUGGCUGCGUUUCGUUGGAUCUGGACCAGGGAGUCUCAAAGGGAGAUCCAGACAGUCAAAGACCAGUAUGACAAGGACGUGUCCACAAUAAAAAGCGAGAUGGAGGCACGAUACCGGGACACACUGACAGAGAGGAGCAGGGCAGUGGCUACACUAGAGCUGGAGCUAGAGAAGGAGAGACAGAGGGUCAAAGGUUACAAGCAGGCCCUGAUCUCCCAGAGCCAGCAGCUAAUGGAAGAACGGAAACAGUUAAAUCAGGAGCGCGAGUCCUUGGAGGAAGAGAGGCAAAGGCAGGUAAAGUCUGGCGCUGCAGGGGCUGUGCUGCAUCACGCCCUGGAACGAGAGAACAACUGGCACCGGCGAGCCACCGCGACUCUAAAGGAACUAGAGGGUCAGCUUGUGGAGCGCCAGAAUGCCUACUGUUCACUCAUCCAACCUCGAGAUCAGCGGCUGGAGAUGGAGAAGAACAUGCUGCUUAAGGUCGUCAAAGACCCCAUCGGAGCGGAACUGGAGCUAGAGUCGGACCUGAAGGAUAUUUUUAAGAGAGAUAAGCACUGUGCGGACCUGCUAAACAUGGACAAGAGGAAGAAUGGAAGCCUGAUGUGGGUGUACCUCAAGUACUGGCAGCUGCAGGUCAUUGUCCAGAAACACAAGAGAGCUGAAGAAGCUGUAUUUGGAGGAAAAUUCCAGUCUCAAACGAAGUGACAAACCUUGUGUUUUUCAUUUGACUUUACAUUUUUUUUAAAGUAUGUCGAUCAGAAAUAGAAAAUGCAUGUAUUUUUUGUGUAAUUAUCUUAACGUAAUUGGGAUGUUAUGGAAACACACGAGAGGUAACCCCAAUAAGAUAAUGUCCAACAUCUGAAAGUUCCUCCCUUCAUCUUAGUCUUUAAAGAAACAGGGAUAUCAAGUCAGGUUUUGAGCAUGCAGAAAUAUUAAGUUUACUUCAAAAGCCCCAGUUAAAGCUGGGGUUGGUAAUCUUGAGAUAUUGGCAAGAGAACGCUAGAUGAAAAAAAUUAUCCAACUGAAAAACAGUGUUUCCAAUUUUUUUUCAAAUAAGAGUUGCUAGCAGCACUAGCUCCAAAAGUUGCUAAAUUUAGCAAGAAAGUCACCAAGUCUGCAAUAGUGACUCCCAUCAAAGCCACUUACCCAGAAAUAUCAUUAUGAACAUAAACAAUGAACACGGCUAUGGUUAGUGCUUAAAAUUGUAAAGCUUGCAGCUUGUGGAAGACUUUGGUGUCAAGUAAUCAGAAGCAAUCAAAUGAGCAGAUUUUUCUUUUCUUUUUUUAUAACAUUUGAUUAAUUGAUAGCUGUCAGGAUGUAACGUGAAUUUCAACAAAAAUAUCAAACAUUAUUACCAACCCUGCCUUUAAGACUCAUUAGCUUUAAAUUAACUGUAUGAAAAUGUGUAAUGAUGAAAAUGCACAAAGAUCAUUCAGGAGAUAUCCAUAUUGGAUGCACAGCAGAUGUUAAAUACAUAGACAUGUUUUUAUCCAUCAAGCCCCUUGGAAACUCAUUGUUAUACCAUGUCUAUCUAACUCACAUUCUGAGUGCCAAUCAUUAUUAUUAUUAUUAUGAAUUACUGCUAUGUGCAUAUUUUGUUGGUCUGGAAAAUGUGUGUUCCUCAACAAUCGGGUAUGAAUUUAAAGUUCCCAUUAACUGUUCCCAAAGUGAUAUGAUAUUACACAUCCCUUUGUUGCUGCAAGUUUCUUCAGCAAGGAAAUACAUCACAAUUGAAACAACUGUGUUGAAUUACAAAAACAGCCAGGAAUCAUUAACAAGAAUAUCUUUUCUAAAAUGAUUUUGGUGAAAAAAAAAGUAUUUCUCUGUAUUGUGUCUACACCAUGCAUUUAUAAAUUGAUGGACUAUUGGAGGUAUUUGACUUGAUAUCCGUAGGACUUACAGGUUUCCUUCCAUGUAUUACAUCUCUCUUUUCAAUCUGAAGUCUGUUACCAUUUAUGAUACUUGAUUCAAAGCCAAUAGAAUAGUGUGUCAGUCUAUGAUCAGUUGUCUUUAAUUUGUAGGUUUUGCAGGUUUGUGGGAGCUUUCUAACUAUCAGGGAGACUGGACAUUGAAGGUGCAUGUGAAGCUAAAUAGGGGAAUAGAGCACAAAGGAGUGCUCAAUACUGCAAAACUUUACCACAAUGCUGCUCUGAAAAAUCUUCAAAUAUCACCCUUCUGCUUCACACUUCACCACUGUAUUGAAAGGAUAAACUAAAGCUGUAGCAUUUAUUUACAGCUACCAAGCUUCUCUAUGCUGUUGUGUUUUUUAUUUGCACCAUAACUUGGUGUUUAAGUGCUGGAUAUGAUGCCAUGAAUUCAAAUGUACUGACUCUAAUCACUCUGUAAAUCAUCCUAAUAAAUUCCUUGUUUA